UAUAUUCAUAACAUUUGGUUUCAUGAUACGUAAAUUGUUGUUAUGGGCAAUUUCUGUUUGCUGGAUUACUGUUGUCUUAGAUUGCUUAUGAACAUUCGUCUGCGUUUUUUUUUUUUUUUUUUUAAUAAAAUUUUUCUUCUGAUUAAACUGCCCAGCUUCAUUGGUUUUCCUCGAUGUCCAGACAAAUUGGUAGUUGGGUUUUUGUGGGAUCAGGAAAUCUUAUGCAUUGUCGUUUUCAAUCUCAUUUUUCUAUCUCACGUGUAUGCCUCAGUUGUUCUUUCUUCUUAAUACAAUCGUAGGUUUAAUAUCAAAUAUUUUGAGACUGGGUUUGUUUUUUUAGUUCUUCUCCUUUUGCUUUCAGCUGAUCUGCAUUCUGGUAUUGUUUGAACGUCUGUAUUGCCAUAUUCAUCUCCAAACCACUUUUAGAGCGUUACCUCUGGAACAAAGGAAAGAAAAGAAAAGAAAAGACAAUCAUCUAUGAGCACUCAAUCUUCUUUUUUAUCAUUGCCUUCAGAGAGUAAAGAAUAUACUGCAGUUUUCUCCAUUACCCACAUGAAUCAGGAGUCAGUUUGACAUAUUUUUCCCUCAAAACUCUAUUUUCUUGCUACUUUUCCUUGCAUUUUCUUUUUCUUCUUCUUGUAAACAAUUCCUCCGCAGCUGGGUUUUGUCUCCCUUGCUAAACAUUCCUUGCACCAUUGUUUUCGUUCUCGAUUUUUUCGGUUUCUUUCAAGAUAAUUCCGCUCUAAUGGCCAACUUUGGAUGAUUUUUUUUCCGGGGUCUAAUUGUAUAUCUUAUUUUCCUUUUUAUGUUGGUAUUCACAUUAGGUGAUCCAAUUCAGGACAGGAUGUUUAAAAAUACAAUCGAAACAUGGGAGGAUCGAAUAAUGUUCAUCGCCUAAAGGUUUUCUGGUUGGCAGAGAGAUGGUAGCCUCAUGAAAUUCUAGAGCAAUGGCAGCAAAAGGAAAAGUAUUUUAUAAAGCUCAAAGGGGUGUACAGGGUUUUGCAGCCAUUCUAAAGUCUGCAGCUUGUGAAUGGUUUCUCAUUUUUCUAAUGCUUAUUGAUGCUUUGUUGUCAUAUGUUUUGACUAAACUUGCACAUAGUUGCAACUUGCAAACGCCUUGCAUUUUGUGCUCCAGGCUUGAUCAUCUUUUGAGCAAAGAAAACCCUCAUAAUUAUAGGAAUCUCCUCUGUACCAACCAUAGAUUGGAGAUAUCAUCUUUAGUUUCGUGCUACAAACAUAAUAAGCUUGUUGAUGGCAAUGAGAUGUGUGAUGCAUGUCUUUGUUCAUUUGCCUCAACAAACAAUAAACCCAGAUUCAACUCCAAAAUGCAAAAGUUGAGGCUACAUACUGGUGGAAAUGGAGCUCGUGGAAAGUUACUAAAAAGGGACUCGAUUCCUCAUUGUAUUAAGACAAGGCCUUGUUCUUGUUGCAAUAAGCCUUGGAAGACAAGGCCUAAUGCCCAAGGAAUGUUGCAACUGAAAUCUUCUGUGAAUAUGGCCACUAAAACCAAGAUUCCUUAUCCACGCUGCUUGAAUAGUCGAGAUAGCUUCAAACAGACGAGGGAUAAAAUUUUUGGUUCAGUAACCUUACAAUAUCCUGGAAAAACUGGAUUCAAUCUGUUGUCUCAUGUAGGAUACAGUGAGCUGAGAAUAACCUCCGAUUCUGAGUUAGAGGAUGUGCUUCCUGAAGAAGAUGAUGAUAAAAGUUUAAUAUAUGAAAAAAGUGAGCUUACAGAAGAUUCUCUUCUUCAAUCUAUAACACAAAUUCCACUCAAGCCUCAUUGCAAUGAUUAUGAUCAGGUUAAGCCAUCCAUUAACUUUGUUGAUUCGAGGCCUUCAUCUUUAGAAUCACAUGUGCAGGUUGAUGUGCAAAAGCCCCAUGACGUGACAUUGCCUGCUUGUGAUGCUAAUGCUAAUUUUCAUGGACUGAGUGAGUUGAAUUGGCUGCCCCGGCCAGACAAUCCGAUUGCCAGCCCUUCUACAUGGGCCGAACUUAUUUCACUGGAUGAUGCAUCAUCCCCUGCAUCCAAUGUCUUGGGACUUUAUCGCGCGAAUUCAAUGGAGAAAAGUGAGCUUACAGAUUCUCUCAAUCAGGAGUCCCCUCUCUCUUGCUCGCCUGAGUUCAUCACAUUACAUCACGACCCACAAAUUGCGGGAAAGUUGGCAACAUCUGAGGAAACAAGAACAAAUAGUAUGGAAAUUGCAUCUCUCAAUCAUUCAGAAUUGACGAGCACAAAAGUAGAAAUGUUUCGUGAUAGUGACAGUGAGUCCUCUAAGAGUGAUGAGAAACAUGCAAAUCAUAAGAGUGAUAGUGAGUCCUCUGAUAGUGAUAAGAAAAAUACAGAUCAUAACAGUGAUAGUGAGUCCUCUGAAAGUAACGAGGAACAUGAAGUCAAUUUUAAUGCAAAACAAUCUUUCGAGAAGGAAACUGAUAUAGGUACUAAUGAUUUGAAGCAACCUCCAUUGAUUAGCACUACCGCUGCAGAAUGUUCUAAAACUGAUGAGGAGGUUUACAAAUCAGCUAUUAAGAACGUUAGUGAUGGCAUGGAUCAUAGCAGUGCUAGUGAACAGGAUGUCUUCGAUUGUUCGGUAGGUCAAUCUUUAAAGAAUGAAAUUGAUCUAGUAGUCAAUGAUUUGAAGCAGUCUCCUUUGAUUAGCACAAUAGUUGAAGAGUGUCCACAAAUUGAUGAGCUGGUUUAUGUAUCAGAUAAUAGGAACACUAUAGAUGAUAUGAACCAUAUCGGUCUUAGUGAGUCCUCUGAGAGUGAUAAGGAACAAGAAAACGUCAAUUUUUCUAUAGAACAAUCUUCAGAGAAGGAAACUGAUAUAGUUACUAAUGAUUUGAAGCAGUGUCCAUUAAUCAGCACAACCGUUGAAGAAUGUCCUAAAACUAAUGAGGGGGUUUAUGAGUAUGCUAUUAAGAACACUAUUGAUGAUAUGGACCAUGACAACAGUAGUGAGUCCUCCGAGAAUGGUAAUGAAUAUGAAAUCUUCAAUUUUGCUACAAGACGGUCUUUAGAGAAGGAAAUUGAUAUAGUUACUGAGGUGACCUAUGAAUCUGUUAUUAAGAACACUAAGGAUGAUAUGAACCACAGUAAUGUUGAUGAGUCCUUUGAGAGUGAUAAGCAACAAGACGUCUUGAAUUGUGCUACAGGACAACCAUUGGAGACGGAUCCUGAUAUAGUUAGUACUGAUAUGGAGCAAUUUUCAAUGCAGAACAGUCCUGUUGGACUUGUUAACCAAUCAUCCUCAGAUGAUGAAGGCCACAAUUUUAGCAUUUCUGACGAUGAUUUACAGAAAGAAUCUUCCGGUGAAUUCAACAUAAUUCGGGCAUUGGAUCGGUCGGCAUCGAUGGAAUCUGUUGAAUCACUAGAUGGAAGCAAUGUAAGUGAAAUUGAAGGUGAAAAUAUGGUGGAUAAGUUAAAGCGACAAGUUGAAUAUGACAAGAAAUGCAUGAAUUCUUUGUAUAAAGAGUUGGAAGAAGAGCGAAAUGCUUCGGAGGUUGCUGCAAGUCAAGCGAUGGCCAUGAUUCGAGGUUGCAAGAGGAGAAGGCUGCAAUGA
Cucurbita moschata (crookneck pumpkin) is the source of this 3560-nucleotide messenger RNA. Its product is annotated as probable myosin-binding protein 4. NCBI's taxonomy places the organism in Eukaryota, Viridiplantae, Streptophyta, Magnoliopsida, Cucurbitales, Cucurbitaceae. The transcript has 2 exons. The record is from RefSeq and is a predicted model, not a curated record. The coding region runs from base 948 to 3560 and encodes 870 amino acids. Gene Ontology annotation, molecular function: myosin binding.